Oncorhynchus masou masou (cherry salmon) is the source of this 5544-nucleotide messenger RNA. Its product is annotated as phosphatase and actin regulator 4A-like. Gene Ontology annotation, molecular function: actin binding. NCBI's taxonomy places the organism in Eukaryota, Metazoa, Chordata, Actinopteri, Salmoniformes, Salmonidae. Gene Ontology annotation, biological process: actin cytoskeleton organization; neural crest cell migration. The record is from RefSeq and is a predicted model, not a curated record.
AGCAAGACCAAAACACACAGAGCAAUAGACGGAAGGGCAGGGCAGGACUAGAAAGAAAGAGAAAAAGAGCUAGAGAAUGAUGUGAGCCGAGGAAGUAGGAGUGUCUUGGGUUACAGGAGCGUUAAGGCGGUUGGGUUUGUUGGCGAGGAUCGUAGCUGGGAUCUAUUUUUUCCCUCAGUGUCUGUAUCCCUCCUCCCUGCCGUGGACCCCAGGAGAGGUAGGGGCUGGUGGGACAGGGGCGUGGGGUAGCAUGGGACAGAAUGCCAGCAACGCUGAGACAGUGCCCCAGCAACACCAACAGCAACCUGCUCAACACAACACCGAUGAUGAGGUGGACUUGCAGCAGAGUACGACAGGGAGUGAGGGGGGUGACUCAUCAGGUGGAACCCCUCCCUCCAAACGCAAGGGCAAGUUCUCCAGCUUCGGGAAUAUGUUCAAGCCCUGGAAGUGGAGGAAGAAGAAGAGCAGCGAGACCUUUCUGGAAACCUCAAUAGUGUUGGAGAGGAAGAUCUCAGUAAGGAGACCUCGUCAGGAGCUGAUUGACAGAGGAUUGCUGAAAGAACUGCCGGAGAAUGAGGGCAACGACGUGAACCAUUCCAAAGGUCCGGUGGUGAAGAAUGGCCAGCCAGUACCUAUGGAUGUUGACCGGGUCUCAGAGACGGGGAUCAAGGUGUCCCGGGGGGAGGCAGGCCCAGGGCUCAACCCCACCUGGCUACCCCAGGGAGAGGAUCCACGGCGGGGCAGCGUCCCUUCAGACGACCCCCGGAGCAGAAGCCGGGUACCCUCUGACGCCUCGCGCUCCAACCGAGCCCCACUGGACGUAGACUCACACACCAGGCUAUCGGUCAUAGAUCUGGAGAGACGGAGUAGAGUGCCAUCUGACGUGUCAGAGAGGAGAGGAGGGUCACUACCGAGAGGACCUGCUCCCGAGGAGGGGAGGCAACGGAAAGAGGAUAAAGAGGACAAGAGAGAGGAGAGGAGAGAUGGGAAAGAGGACAAGAGAGAGGAGAGGAGAGACAGGAAAGAGGAGAGGACAGACUGGAAAGAGGACAAGAGAGAGGAGAGGAGAGACGGGAAAGAGGACAAGAGAGAGGAGAGGAGAAACGGGAAAGAGGACAAGAGAGAGGAGAGGAGAGACGGGAAAGAGGACAAGAGAGAGGAGAGGAGAAACGGGAAAGAGGACAAGAGAGAGGAGAGGAGAGACGGGAAAGAGGACAAGAGAGAGGAGAGGAGAGACUGGAAAGAGGAGAGGAGAGAGGGGAAAGAGGACAAGAGAGAGGAGAGGAGAGACGGGAAGGAGGAGAGGAGAGACGGGAAGGAGGAGAGGAGAGACGGGAAGGAGGAGAGGAGAGACGGGAAGGAGGAGAGGAGAGGUCCUCGUGAUGAGAGGGAGGAGAGAGACAACAGGGAAAAGAGAGACCGGCGAGAGGAGAGGGAAAGGAGGGACAGAGAUGAUCGAGAGAAGAGCGAAGAGGGGGAGAAGGAGGACAAGGAGAAGAGAGGAGAAAAAGAUGACAGAAGAGAGGGAAAAGAAAGAAGAGAUGAUCGUGAGAAAAGAGACGACAGGAGAGAUGACCGGGGAAGAAAAGAUGACCGGUACAAGAUAAUUGUUUGUGAAAAGGCAGACGAAAGGAGAGAUGAUGGGGAACAAAGGGGGGAGGAGAGCGAUAGGAGGAGGAGUCCUCCUAGGCCUGCUAAACCAGAGACCCUCUUGAGACCUUUUGAAGAGGGUCGUCCUGUGGUCAGACUUCACUCUGAGAUGGAGCUAAGGCAGAGUCUCCAGAAGACCUCCUCAGAGGACCUCCGUAACAGGGUCCGUCCUGCCUCUGAGGCUUACCGCGGGAGCACCCUGCCCAGGUACAUGCCAUCUGAGGAGAUCAAAGGAGGGGAGACCCGCGGACGAGCAGAGUCCACUGGUGUCCGCUUCGCCCCUGGCCACACCCCAGAUCCUGACUCCUCCCGUAGAGAGCCACCUCCUACCAAACAGGCCAUGCUCCCUCCUAAGAGCCAACCCACUUUCACCACCUCCACGGAGCCUGUCCGGACCUCCACCCCACCCUCCUCCUCUACCUCCCCUGCUGUAGCAGUGGCCAAGCCCGCCAGGACUGUCUCCCUGAUCAUCAGUGAUGACCCUCCUCCCACCCACUCCAACCCUGUCCCCCCUGUACGUUCCAGCCAGGUACCCCCUCCUCCACCGCGGGGGAAUCGGCCACUCCUCCCCCCGUACCCCCCCAUGAAGCAGCCACCUGUACCCCCACCCAAACCCACCAACCGCAACAGCAACCCUGCUCUGCUUGUGUCCACAUUGAACAGGGCCUCCAGGGUCCAAGGUCCCCUUUCUCCUCACUACUGUACCAGCUCGAGAAAGCAGGGGGAGCUGGGCCUGUACCUUUCCCUGCCCACCUACCUCCACCGCCGACGGACUGAACAAGCCUGCUCAGCGGAGCUCUCUCAGGCUGGCAGUGGUAUCAUUGUUGUUCCUGCCCCCACCAGACGCUCUCCUCCCACUCCGCCCAAGAGGAUGACCCCCGUCACCAAACACCACUCUGGCAACCCGUCCCCUGAGCCGGAGACCUCGGGCCCCUCUGGUUCUGUCCCAGUCCCCAUACCUACUGUCUCUGUACCCCCCAGCACAGACCGAGACGACACCAGGGACACCCUCAGAGCAGUAGGGUUCCAACUACCCACCUCUGACCCUGCACCAGCACCCCGACCUCUGUCCCAUAUACCCACGUCCACUCCCAGCUCCCACCCCCACUUACAGCUCCCCAACCCUGCCUCCGCACCCCUCCCGGUCCCACUCCCCUUCCCUCAGAAGGACCCUCCCAGCCCCACCACAGAGCCGCCCAGCCACCCCCCAGCUUCAGUCCCAGCCAUUCCCCUUCACAUCCUGAUCCAGCGGGCCCUGUGCUCCCCCAGCCCGGCUCAGGCUAACCCAGAUGGGUCCCAAAGAGCCCACUCCAUGCUGUUUGAGUCCCCCCCAGAGUUCCUCACUGAGGCUGGAGGCCGACGCUCCCUACCAGUCACCAUAGAACCCCUCAGACUACCUGAGGAUGAUGACUUUGACAUGGAGGAGGAGUUGGAGAAGCUUCACCCCAGAAGGAUUCUGCCCCCCAGGCAGCCUGAGCUGGAGCCCAGGAGCAGGAGGGGUCUGGUGGUCGAUCCCAGGGUCAGUGUCAUCCCAGAGGGCCGGGGGCCCGGAGACAGUAGUGAGGAGGAUGAGGAGACAGACUCUGACGGACCCAUCCUCUACAGAGAUGACGAUGAAGACGAGGACGACGAUCCACCAAGUGCCUUGGCCAGCCGUGUGACGAGGAAGGACACCCUGGCCCUGAAGCUGGAGAGAGAAGAGCGGGAGGGAGGAGAGGGACAAGACGGAGUCGGCUGGCAGAGCAGAGAGCAGUGGGAGGCACUCAAGAACAAGAUCGGUACCACGCUCAACAGGAGGUUGAGUCAGAGACCCACAGCAGAGGAGUUGGAGCAGAGAAACAUCCUUCCAGCCAGGAACGAAGCUGAUAUCAGGGCAGAGCGGAGCGAGAUCAAGCGCAGACUCACCAGAAAGCUGUCCCAGAGGCCCACCAUAGCAGAGCUUCAGGCCAGGAAGAUCCUGCGUUUCCAUGAGUACGUAGAGUGUACCACGACUCAAGACUACGACCGCCGUGCUGACAAACCUUGGACUAAGCUCACUCCCUCUGACAAGGCUGCCAUCCGCAAGGAACUGAACGAGUUCAAGAGCUCUGAGAUGGAGGUUCACGAAGAAAGCAGGAUCUAUACCAGAUUCCAUCGGCCUUAGCUGUGCUCCUUGGCCCGGCUGCAGAGCAAGCACUUAAAUGCAAUACUGAGCCGGGGGGUUGCAGGAAUGCAAUACGGAGCACACAGACCCCUGGUGACUGCAAUAUCCACAGCCCCCUGUCCUGCACAAGCCUGUUCCUCUCCUGUAAGGAACACUGUUGAUGGCUACAUCUGAAACCAUGGACUAGAGGUGUAUAGCCUGUCUAAACAUGGACGAGAGGUGUAUAGCCUGUCUAACCAUGGACAAGAGGUAUAGCCUGUCUGUGAACAUGGACUAUGGAUGUGGCCCCUCAGUCUAUCCAGUCAUUGUUAAAACCACAGACUAGAAGUGUGGCCUAUAGAUAAACGACUUGCAUCUAAAACCAUGGACUAGGGAUUUGGCCUCUUGGUCAAACCACUUACUGUUAAAACCAUGGACUAGAGGUGACCUCCAUCGGUCCAACCCCUUGCAUAUGAAUCCAUGGGACUACUGGUACUACUGUACUCCAGCGUUGAUCUGCCUGACCAGACAACCCCACAGGGAGAGCUGGAGAAGAACUAGCUGGACGAGGUUUUGUGGUUUAGGCCUAUUUCAGCUGCCAUUUUGUAGAUUCCCUGUGCCAACACUGACUAUCAGAAUAGGAAGGACAAGAGGGACAGACGGCGAUUGUGACAAAGGAUGUCCUGUUUUGUUCCUCACAUCACCUCCAUUCUUUGUCGUUCCCUAAAGCAAGAAUGUUCCCAAGAGGCCUUUACUGUACCUGGUUUUUAGAGUUCCUUCAACACUUUUCCCUAUUUUUAAUUGUGAACAGAAAAUAAUUGUAUACAUACUGAUUGUUGAUCAUGACGAUGGUCAACAUUAGUACACGGUAGUAUUAAUGAUUUAAUGUUCAACUAAAUGUGAUACAGAACUUUGUUAGACUACAUGACGCUGGUGAAACCCUCAAACGUGUGUUUAUGGGUACCCAAUGGUACCACCCUUAUCUCUAAUGGGACAAUACAUGGAGUGGUACGGAAACUGUACGGAGUAAAUGUGAAGUGGCUAUAGCUAGCCUACAUGUCGGUGAUGGGUUUAGUUGUCCAACCACAAGACAUUUAGUUAAAUUGAAACUCAAAUGUAGUGUCUACUAGUCAGCUAUCUAGCUGUGUUACAUAGACCUUAUUCAGCAUUGCUCCAUUGUCCCCAUACACAAUGAUGUGCAUUUUAACUGUGUUCUGUUGAUUAUCUAAGUGAUUUUGUGACAGCCCAUAAUAUAAGCUGACUAAUCGUUUGUUCAGCGUAGUAAUAAGGAACCAUAUUGUUAAAAUGGACAUUUAAAGUAACAAAAAAAAUAAGGAAGUUGUACAAUUUGAAACGUUAGAACUAAUAUAAUUUAAGACACAACCUAAAGCUUACGUACACUAUAAUUAUUUAACGGUUGGUUUUGAAAGACUGCGGCAGGAACAUGGAUAUAUUUUUACUUCACAUUGUUACUUUGUGUAUGUAGGUCAUUGGUUGGCCUCAGCUGUAUAGACUUAUCCUGUAGAUUGAUUUAAUUGACUUUAUAUUACGUCUUCCUAAUGUUAAAACAAAUUUGUUUUUAAAUGUAAUUAAAGUGUUACAACAGUGCUAUUUUCGAAUAAUGUUACAGAAAUUGGUACCGAAACAGGGUUCCCUUAUUUUACAGAUGUUUGGUUUUUUAUAAAGAGAUCUUUAAAAUGAUUUGCAAACCUACUGUAUAAAUGAAUGGUCAACUCUCACUCAAAUUAAAAUAAAUGGUUUAUCAUCCUAAA